CAUGAACGUUCAGUGACAUCAGAGAAAUUGGCAGAGUUGAGGAAAAAUGACUUUUUCAUGAACUUCUGUGAAGAAUGCAAAUGAGCAAGGUGUGAGCUUCAAUGUGUUUGUCCAUGAAAACUCUUAGAGAAGAUGGCUGAUGUAAGCCUGAAGGAAGCAGCACUAAUCGUUGGUGUGGUGGCAGCCUGCUACUGGAACAGUCUCUUUUGUGGCUUUGUUUUUGAUGAUGUUUCAGCGAUUUUGGACAAUAAAGAUUUGCAUCCUUCUACUCCGUUAAAAAAUCUGUUUCAGAAUGACUUCUGGGGCACUCCAAUGUCUGAGGAGAGGAGUCAUAAAUCUUAUCGUCCCCUCACAGUUCUUACGUUUCGCUUAAACUACUUGUUCAGCGAGUUAAAUGCAGUUUCUUACCACUUCCUAAAUCUGGUAUUUCAUGUGGUGGUUUGUGUAGUCUUCCUCAAGGUCUGUAAGCUUUUUCUGGACAACAGGAGCAGCGUGGUUGCAUCCUUGCUCUUUGCAGUGCACCCAAUACAUACUGAAGCGGUAACUGGAGUUGUGGGCAGAGCAGAGCUUUUAUCAUCUAUCUUUUUUCUAGCUGCUUUUUUGUCAUAUACAAAAUCUAAAGGGCCAGAUAAUACCAUAGUGUGGACUCCAAUUGCAGUGACUGUGUUUCUAGUAGCUGUUGCAACACUGUGUAAAGAACAAGGAAUAACGGUGGUGGGGAUAUGCUGUGUGUAUGAAGUGUUUAUUGCUCAAGGGUAUACCUUGCCAGUGUUGUUGGACACAGCUGUACAGAUUCUUCGAGGGAAGGGCAGUAUUCCUUACUCUAUGCUCCAAACACUGUUGAAGCUCAUAGUCCUAAUGUUCAGUACACUGCUGCUUGUAGUUGUCAGAGUCCAGGUUAUCCAGUCUCAACUCCCAGUGUUUACAAGGUUUGAUAACCCAGCUGCUGUUAGUCCAUCCCCAGCAAGGCAGCUGACUUUCAACUACCUCCUCCCUGUAAAUGCUUGGCUGCUUCUCAACCCCUCAGAAUUAUGCUGUGACUGGACAAUGGGAACUAUUCCUCUUGUGGAGUCUUUGUUGGAUGUUAGAAAUGUUGCCACCCUUACCUUCUUUUGCUUUCUGGGAUCUUUGAUUGUCUUCAGUCUCCGAUAUCCUGGGGAUUCCUCCAAGACUGUAUUGAUGGCACUCUGCUUAAUAGUGCUACCAUUCAUUCCUGCAUCAAACCUCUUUUUUCCUGUUGGAUUUGUCGUAGCAGAACGAGUGUUGUAUGUUCCUAGCAUGGGAUUCUGCAUUUUAGUAGCACAUGGGUGGAAGAAAUUAUCAAAUAAAAGUGUGCUAAGAAAAAUUUCUUGGGUUUGUUUGGCUGUGGUACUAUUCACUCAUGCCUUAAAAACACUGCACAGAAACUGGGAUUGGGAGUCAGAGUACACAUUGUUUAUGUCAGCUUUAAAGGUAAAUAAGAACAAUGCAAAACUAUGGAACAAUGUGGGGCAUGCGUUAGAAAAUGAAAAGAAUUUUGAAAGAGCUCUGCAAUUCUUUAUACAAGCCACACAAGUGCAGCCAGAUGAUAUUGGUGCCCACAUGAAUGUAGGAAGAACUUACAAAAACCUGAACAAAACUAAAGAAGCCGAAGAAUCAUACAUGAUUGCUAAAUCAUUGAUGCCACAGAUUAUUCCAGGUAAAAAGUAUGCAGCAAGAGUUGCUCCUAACCAUCUGAAUGUUUAUAUCAAUCUUGCGAACUUAAUUAGAGCAAAUGAAUCUCGCCUUGAAGAAGCAGAUCAAUUAUAUCGACAAGCAAUUAGUAUGAGACCAGAUUUCAAGCAGGCUUACAUCAGCAGGGGAGAAUUACUUUUAAAAAUGAACAAACCUCUGAAAGCUAAGGAAGCUUAUCUUAGAGCUCUGGAACUAGACAGAACCAAUGCAGACCUGUGGUACAACUUGGCAAUUGUUUACAUUGAACUGAAAGAUCCAACAGAAGCACUGAAGAAUUUCAACCGAGCACUAGAACUCAACCCAGCGCAUAAACUAGCAUUAUUCAACUCAGCGCUGCUAAUGCAGGAAUCUGGUGAUGCUCGGCUUAGACCCGAAGCUAAACAAAGACUAUUACAUUAUGUGAAAGAAGAACCACAGGAUGCAAAUGGGUACUUCAAUUUGGGUAUGCUGGCAAUGGAUGAUAAAAAAGAUAUGGAAGCAGAGGCAUGGAUGAAGAAAGCUAUAAGCUUACAGCCAAACUUCCGAAGUGCUUUGUUCAAUUUGGCACUGCUUUAUUCGCAGACAGCAAAAGAAUUGAUGGCUUUGCCUGUCCUGGAAGACCUACUGAGAUACUACCCAGAUCAUACCAAAGGUCUGAUUUUGAAAGGAGAUAUCCUUAUGAACCAAAAGAAGGAUAUCGUUGGAGCAAAAAUGUGUUUUGAAAAAAUUUUGGAACUGGAUCCCAAAAAUGUACAAGGAAAACAUAAUCUUUGUGUGGUUUACUUUGAAGAACGAAACUUAAUAAAAGCGGAAAAAUGUUUGGUUGAAACACUAGCACUGGCACCUCAUGAAGAGUAUAUUCAGCGUCAUUUAAACAUAGUCAGAAGUAAAAUUGCAUCACUUAGUGCUACGGAACAGUCAUUGCUUCCAGCAGAUGGGACUGCAACUGCAGCUGCAGAAGAGAAAAAAAAUUCAUUUCAGAAUUUGAAAGGAGUAAAAAAUGAGCAGAAACCCACCCAAACAAUAGUUGAUAACAAUAAAGGGCACUCAAAAAAUAAGAAACAAACAGAAAAAAACAAUAUGGAGAAAGAGACUCCCAAAAAAUCUACAAAAGAAAUCAAAGACAUUGAGAAAAAGAGAGUUGCUGCUUUGAAAAGACUAGAAGAGAUUGAACGUAUAUUAAAUGGUGAAUAGCCUUUAUUAUGCCACAAUAGAAUAAGAGGAGAAUACUAUUUUUAAAUGUUUAAUAUGUGAUCCAACUGGAAAGUGGUUUCAGUACUUUGAAAAUAGAAAUAAUGUUGACUGCAUAUCACUUAGCAAGCAGCAAAAGGCAUUACAAUGGUUUAUGUGAGAAAACUGCAACUUUUAAAUAGG
Messenger RNA from Balearica regulorum gibbericeps (East African grey crowned-crane), 3066 nucleotides. NCBI's taxonomy places the organism in Eukaryota, Metazoa, Chordata, Aves, Gruiformes, Gruidae. The record is from RefSeq and is a predicted model, not a curated record.